Belonocnema kinseyi is the source of this 738-nucleotide messenger RNA. RefSeq names its product histone H1C-like. NCBI's taxonomy places the organism in Eukaryota, Metazoa, Arthropoda, Insecta, Hymenoptera, Cynipidae. The transcript has a single exon. Bases 64 to 672 code for a protein of 202 amino acids. Gene Ontology annotation, biological process: chromosome condensation; nucleosome assembly; negative regulation of DNA recombination. The record is from RefSeq and is a predicted model, not a curated record. Gene Ontology annotation, molecular function: structural constituent of chromatin; double-stranded DNA binding; nucleosomal DNA binding. Gene Ontology annotation, cellular component: nucleus; nucleosome.
UGCGAAUACUGUGAAACGUGAUUUUAAUAUUUUCGAAGUCGUCAAAAGAACUUCGAGACUAUAAUGGCUGACAAAGUUGAAUCUCCAGCUGCACCAGCGGCAGUUGCAACACCUAAGAAGGCUGCAUCUCCUAAGAAGGCUACUACUCCGAAAACAAAAAAGCCUCGUGUCACUGCGAAGGCAGCUCAUCCUCCUGCAUCGGAGAUGGUUCUUGCAGCAGUCCAAGCAUUGAAGGAAAAGAAGGGCUCUUCUCUUCAAGCAAUCAAGAAGUACAUUGUUGCAACAUACAAAGUUGAUGCUGACAAACAAGCCAUUUUCAUCAGAAAGUAUCUUAAAUCCGCUGUUGCCAGCGGAGCUUUGGUCCAGACUAAGGGAUCCGGUGCUGCCGGAUCCUUCAAGUUACCUGUGGGUAAAACUGAGGCCAAGUCAAAAUCUACAAAGGUUGCCGCAAAAGCCAAGUCUGCGUCAAAGGCAAAGAAACCAACAUCUCCGAAAAAGGGCCCUAAAGUGAAGAAGGUUGUUGCUGAAAAGAAGAAGUCUACAAAGGUUGCUGCAAAACCUCCUAAGGCAAAAACCGCCACCAAACCUAAGGCUGCGAAGGCUGUUCCGAAGAAGGCAAAGGCAGCUUCUCCCAAAAAGAAGGCUGUAGCAAAGAAAGUUGCAAAAAAGUAAAUUGAAGGGAAAUAUUAUGGUUGUAAUAUUUUCAUGAGCUACGAAUACACAAACGGCCCUUUUUAG